Molecule: messenger RNA, 327 nt
Organism: Suillus fuscotomentosus
Lineage: Eukaryota; Fungi; Basidiomycota; Agaricomycetes; Boletales; Suillaceae
Exons: 4
Coding region: 1-327 (108 amino acids)
Molecular function (GO): protein binding
Source: RefSeq, a predicted model, not a curated record
AUGCCGUAUGAAGAGGCUGAGUCAAGCAUUGUGCAAGAUACACCACCAUAUGAUGGUGCACAGCACCGCCAGGACGCACUUUGGGAAGGCGGGAAUGAAGAGCUUCCUCCUAUGUGGCAACAGUUUAUGCCAUCGUCGGAUAGUGCAAUACAAUAUCAUGAUGAUAUGCUCACGAUGUUCUCGUGGAACCGACCUUUACCAGGAGUGCGACUAGACAAUCCUGGAGAUCUUGCUGUUCCUGGAUGGGAAUGGCACAUCUCACCGCUUGGUCGGUCUUACUUCGUCAACAAUAACACUUGGAUCACGUCAUGGAAGAAACCAAAGUGA